Molecule: messenger RNA, 4993 nt
Organism: Populus nigra (black poplar)
Lineage: Eukaryota; Viridiplantae; Streptophyta; Magnoliopsida; Malpighiales; Salicaceae
Product: ATPase 8, plasma membrane-type
Exons: 14
Coding region: 1879-4728 (949 amino acids)
Biological process (GO): regulation of intracellular pH; proton export across plasma membrane
Cellular component (GO): plasma membrane
Molecular function (GO): ATP binding; ATP hydrolysis activity; P-type proton-exporting transporter activity
Source: RefSeq, a predicted model, not a curated record
CCAGUGGAGGCUAGAAUAAGCUGUUAAUAUGCUGGUGAAGUCUUUUAUAGAAGGAAGCAAUGGGUUAGAUAGUGGUUUAACAGAGGGUCCCAGAUGAUGAAGAAAGUUGUUAGAUUAUUUGUCAAUAGGAAAAUACAGAAGUUUGAAUAGCCUUAAAAGCUGAAUAAGGGGUAUUUGGAAAUGAGGUCAUUGUGCCUGUCAAAAGAAUUCCGUUGUUGUUGAAGUAGGAACUGUUGAAAUAGAUGUGAUGCUCAUUGUUACUGCUUUGAAUUCAUCUUGAGGUUGCAGGACUUGGAGCAAGAGUUUAACGUUGUAAUUAUGCUAUAUUGUGGCUAGCCUCAAUGGUUUUAUUUGCAACUCCUGUCAUAUGUUUUAUUUCAUCCUUUAAGUUUUGGGUGAAGUACAUAUAGAAUGGAUUAAGUUAUCCCAAGAUUGUUCCUUUUUUGGUGUUAUAGUAUAAAGAAUUAGAAAGUAGUUAAGUCAACUGGUAGAAAGUUGAAGGAGUUUGUGCUUUGGAUUGAUGAAUUUCAGUUGGACUGUUGGAUCAGAAUUUUUUCUGAAUCAGCUGUCAAGAGUUAUUCAUUUGGGUGAGGCAUAACAUUUUUGUGCUUGGCUUAGUUAGAAGCAAGAUUAAACUUGCUCAUGUAAUUAGGAAUCUAGUCUCAAGGUUGAGAAAUAGGCGAAGGAUGGUAUGAAAUGCUACUGCAUAAAACCAGAAAUUAGUGCUAAGUCCUUUUUGUGAAAUGUAAUUGUACAAUCAUAUGAUAUCAGGUUGAUUGGUUGUAAUAGCGUCAGAGUACUUAUGGUAGUUGUACACUGUCUACAUGGUGUUAGAAAAUAUGGAGGAAAGAUUAAUGGCUUAGUGAGGGCACUGCAAGAGCAAUAAACUUGUAUUCUGUUGUGGAAUAAUAAGAUUUUGUCUGUAAAAGAGGAAUAAAAGAGUCCUCAUCUUCUUUAAGUUGGAGAUAUGAUUUUUGGGAUUGGAAGUUUAAUGACCGAAUGCUUGUUAAUUGUUUUGAUAUUGUAGUCUCUAUCAAGGAGCAGUUAUCUGUCAAGACUGUUGCCUGCCGUAUGCGUGUUUUCUUAUUGAAAAUUUUCGCCUUUAGGGUUGAUUGUUCCUGGAAAUGGUGGAAGUCCACUUCCUUGGAUUUGGGACCCGUGCUCAGCAAUGACCUCUUUAACUUGCAAGGGGAUAGAGUUUGUGUACUUGUGAAUUGUUCUAAUCCUUGAUCUGCGUCUUACAGGGUAUGGGAAUUAAAAUACAGAGAGUGAGUUCUUCUCUCAUGCAAGUUUUGCCUAAAUGCGAGUGCUAAACCUGUGCUCGUUGUCUACAAAGAACAGCCUUUUUUAAUUUCAUUUUCUGUUCUGAAUUCUCAUUUUCUGUCGUUAUGGCAUUCUUAUCUUAGCAAGAGCACAAGCCCUGUUCGAUUGAUGCAAGCCUGUAUCGGUGGAAAGGAAACAUUAUUCUGGCGAUUUAGAUUCUGCCCAGUUCAUAAUGCUUCAUUCUGAUUGCGUAAUUAUGGAUCAUUGGGAAAUUUGCGUACAAUUGGGAAAUUGCAUAAUUAUGUUGGCUGCUGGGUGGAAGCUUAACAGCCAAAACAGUAUAUUCACAAAAUUUCUUCCAGAGGCCGAGUAUUGAUGCAUGCAUGUGUCCAAAAACCCGCAUGGAUGUUGCCAAAAUAGCAAUGAUAACAGAAAUCUGGUGCCGAACCAUUAGAUUGGAUAACAAAUGUUAUUGAAGGGAUAGGACGAUGCAAACCCCUGCCAAUGAAGGGUAUAUUUUCAGGCCUAUUGAAGGAGACUCUCUGACCCCAAGAAAUUGAAGUGGAGGUUGACAUUUUCUUGUUUUGAUCUUCUUGUUCGGUUUCAUCUUUCAUCAUGGGCGACGUUUCUUUGGAACAGAUAAAGAAUGAGAAUAUUGAUCUUGAGAGAAUUCCUGUUGAAGAGGUAUUUCAGCAGCUAAGAUGUACAAAAGAAGGAUUGAGCACCGCACAAGGUGAGGAGAGGCUUAAGAUCUUUGGCCCAAACAAGCUUGAGGAGAAAAGAGAGAGCAAAUUCCUCAAGUUUUUGGGUUUCAUGUGGAACCCUUUAUCAUGGGUCAUGGAAGCAGCUGCCAUAAUGGCCAUUGCUUUGGCUAAUGGAGGAGGCAAGCCUCCGGAUUGGCAGGAUUUUGUUGGUAUCGUUGUAUUGCUUAUCAUCAACUCCACCAUCAGCUUCAUCGAGGAAAACAAUGCAGGCAACGCAGCUGCCGCUUUGAUGGCUGGUCUUGCCCCCAAAACCAAGGUUUUGAGGGAUGGAAAAUGGAUGGAGGAAGAUGCAUCAAUUCUGGUACCAGGAGAUAUGAUCAGCAUCAAGUUGGGAGAUAUCGUCCCAGCUGAUGCUCGUCUCAUGAAAGGAGAUCCGCUCAAGAUUGAUCAGUCUGCACUGACUGGUGAAUCCCUUCCAGUUACAAAGCAUCCCGGCGAAGGGGUUUUCUCUGGCUCAACCUGCAAGCAAGGUGAGAUUGAGGCUGUUGUUAUUGCUACUGGUGUUCACACCUUCUUCGGCAAGGCAGCUCACCUUGUUGACAGCACCAAUAACGUUGGCCAUUUCCAAAAGGUGUUGACAGCUAUUGGUAACUUCUGUAUCUGCUCAAUCGCUAUCGGUAUGCUGGUUGAGAUUAUAGUGAUGUACCCAAUCCAGCACAGGAGGUACAGAGAGGGUAUUGAUAACCUCUUGGUGCUUCUCAUUGGAGGUAUCCCAAUUGCUAUGCCUACAGUCUUGUCAGUGACAAUGGCUAUUGGGUCUCACCGUCUAUCACAGCAAGGUGCCAUCACCAAGAGAAUGACCGCUAUUGAAGAAAUGGCUGGAAUGGAUGUCUUGUGUAGUGACAAGACCGGAACUCUAACCCUCAACAAGCUUACCGUGGACAAGAGCCUUAUUGAGGUGUUUAUAAAGGAUAUGGACAAGGAUACCCUUGUAUUACUUGCUGCUAGGGCUUCCAGAAUUGAGAAUCAGGAUGCCAUUGAUGCUUCAAUUGUUGGGAUGUUGGGCGACCCCAAGGAGGCAAGAGCAGAAAUCACCGAGGUGCAUUUCUUACCCUUCAACCCUGUGGAAAAGCGCACUGCAAUCACUUACUAUGACAACAACGGUGAUUGGUACAGAAGCAGCAAGGGAGCUCCUGAGCAGAUUAUCGAACUCUGCAACCUAAAAGGGGAGACGAAGAAAAAGGCCCAUGAAAUCAUUGACAACUUUGCCGAGCGUGGCCUUCGUUCCCUAGGAGUUGCUCGCCAGAGAAUUCCAGAGAAGACCAAGGAAAGUGAAGGAGCACCGUGGGAGUUUGUGGGUCUCUUGCCUCUUUUCGACCCUCCAAGGCAUGAUAGUGCUGAGACUAUCCGUCGAGCCCUUGACCUUGGUGUCAAUGUUAAGAUGAUCACUGGUGACCAACUUGCUAUUGGCAAAGAGACUGGCCGCAGGCUUGGGAUGGGCACGAACAUGUAUCCUUCAUCAUCUCUCCUUGGUAAUAGCAAGGAUGAGAGCAUUUCUGGCAUUCCAGUUGAUGAGCUCAUCGAGAAAGCUGAUGGAUUUGCUGGAGUCUUCCCUGAACACAAGUAUGAGAUUGUGAAGAAGCUACAAGAGAGGAAGCAUAUCUGUGGUAUGACAGGAGAUGGUGUUAAUGAUGCCCCGGCAUUGAAGAAGGCAGACAUUGGAAUUGCUGUGGCAGACGCAACUGAUGCUGCCAGGAGUGCUUCAGAUAUUGUCUUGACAGAACCAGGAUUGAGUGUUAUUAUUAGCGCUGUAUUGACAAGCAGAGCCAUCUUUCAGAGGAUGAAGAACUACACAAUCUAUGCUGUUUCCAUCACAAUUCGUAUUGUGCUGGGAUUCUUGCUUGUUGCACUUAUUUGGAAGUUCGACUUCUCGCCAUUCAUGGUUCUGAUCAUUGCUAUUCUCAAUGACGGAACCAUCAUGACCAUCUCCAAAGAUAGAGUCAAGCCAUCUCCUGUGCCCGACUCAUGGAAGCUCAAGGAAAUUUUCGCCACAGGCGUUGUCCUUGGAACUUACAUGGCAAUCAUGACUGUGCUGUUCUUCUGGCUUGCUCAUGACACUGAUUUUUUCCCCGAGAAGUUUGGCGUGAGGACAAUCAGAGGUAAACCAGAUGAGCUUACAGCAGCUCUUUACCUUCAAGUGAGCAUCAUCAGUCAAGCACUCAUCUUUGUAACCAGGUCAAGGAGCUGGUCCUUUGUUGAAUGCCCUGGUCUCUUGCUUGUCAGUGCUUUCAUUGCAGCACAGUUGGUGGCGACUCUCAUUGCUGUGUAUGCAAGCUGGUCCUUUGCAAGAAUCGAAGGCAUUGGUUGGGGAUGGGCAGGAAUCAUCUGGCUUUUUAGCAUUAUCACCUACAUCCCUCUUGAUAUCAUAAAGUUCAUUAUCCGCUAUGCAUUGACUGGGAAGGCCUGGGAUAAUAUGCUACAAAACAAGACUGCUUUCACAAACAAGAAGGACUAUGGAAAGGGUGAGAGGGAGGCUCAAUGGGCUACUGCUCAACGUACUCUUCACGGUCUUCAACCUCCAGAAACCAUGUUCAAUGACAAGACCACCUACAGAGACUUGAGUGAGCUUGCAGAGCAGGCUAAGAAGCGUGCCGAAGUAGCAAGGCUCAGAGAGCUUCACACGUUGAAGGGACAUGUUGACUCAGUGGUUAAGAUGAAGGGACUUGACAUUGAGACCAUCCAACAACACUACACAGUCUAAGGAAAUAAAAGAGAUGUAGAAAGAAGCACAUGCAAGUAAGAUAGAGACAGAGUUCAUAGAGAACAAACAAGAAAACUAAUGUCAGAGCUGUUUUUUCCUGUUCAACAUUUCAUUUAUUAUUUAUUUAAAUUAUAGGAGGGGAUCUUCAUAAGGGAGAUUUGCUGUAGCUCCUUUGGAGAAUGGAAGAAUUCUAGUGGGAAAUUUGAAAGCAGUGAAGAACUCAAGGGGCUACAUAUAUAAUAUAUACAAUAUCUGUUUGUUCUUA